AUGGCCUCCCAGCGCCCAGGUUUCCCCCUGCUCCUGGCGCUCACCCUCGCCCUGCCUGUGAGCCUGGCCGCCCAAGAGGUGCACCAGUCCCCCCGCUACGUGAUCGCCCCCGAGGGAGGCUCUGUCAACAUCGCCUGCUCCAGCAACAGCUCUCUGAAGGGGGUGUUCCUCAUCCGAGACUGGCCGACGGCCGACGAUGCCAAAGUGAUCCACUACAGUGAGGGGAAGGUGCCCACCGUGGACGAGCUGUUCAGAAUGCGAGUCAACUUCUCAGGGUCGCAGCAGAACCUGACCAUCACUGUGCACCACCUGCAGCCCACCGACACCGGCAUCUACACCUGCCAGGCUGUCCUGGAUGACAUAGUCUCAGGCUCCGGAACUCUGGUCCUGGUGACAGAUCAACUGCCCCAAGGAGCAGAGUCCCACCAGAAGGACAGGUGGAGAGCCUUUAGCCUCUUUGUGGCCCUGGCCGUGGGCUGCUUCUUAGCCGGGCUGGGCCUGGGGGUGGUGUGUGCACUGAGGAGAACACAGAUCAAGAAGCUCUGCUCAAGGAGGAAUCAGAGCACGGCCAUUGUGGUCUAUGAGGACAUGUCCUGCAGCCGCCAUAACACCCUGUCUGUCCCCAACCACUACCACUGA
This is a messenger RNA of Orycteropus afer afer, 639 nucleotides long. NCBI's taxonomy places the organism in Eukaryota, Metazoa, Chordata, Mammalia, Tubulidentata, Orycteropodidae. The record is from RefSeq and is a predicted model, not a curated record.